Messenger RNA from Bactrocera neohumeralis, 11518 nucleotides. RefSeq lists its product as uncharacterized. Bases 750 to 5726 code for a protein of 1658 amino acids. The record is from RefSeq and is a predicted model, not a curated record. The transcript is spliced from 18 exons. NCBI's taxonomy places the organism in Eukaryota, Metazoa, Arthropoda, Insecta, Diptera, Tephritidae. Gene Ontology annotation, cellular component: membrane. Gene Ontology annotation, biological process: monoatomic ion transport; transmembrane transport. Gene Ontology annotation, molecular function: monoatomic ion channel activity; protein-containing complex binding.
CAAUUUCUACACUACUACCAUAUUUUAACGACCAGUCAAUUAGUGAAAAAAUAAAAUAAUAUACAUACAUAAAUACAAGGACUUUCUGCUGUUUAAAAACAUAAUUUAAAGUAUACUAAUGUACAUACAUACAUAUAGUAUAUUCAUAGUUUUUGUGUACAUAAUCGGAAGUGCAUUUUUUCGUGUGGGUCACAUAAGCAAAAAUGGAGUAUUUUAUAUCUAACGAAGAUAAUCUACUUGAUAUAUGUACAUACAUUUUCUCAAUCUAUGUAUAUGUACUACAUAAAUGAAGAGCAUAGAUGCUGAAGCAUAUAUAAGUUGUUGUAUGUGUAUGAGUACAUAUGACCGUAUUUAUGAAGCACGUGAUGUGAAAAGAUACACAGUAAAGUGUGUAUUUGAGUAUUAUAUAAAUAACAUCUCACAGUUAACCGUUUCCAACCAAGGUUGAUAACCAUUAUCAAAAGUGUGCAAUACAAACUGAAUGUUUCGGUGUUACUUAUUUUUAACUUUGGAUGAUUGGGGAGUGCAGGAGCGGUUCAUCCAUCAUUGUAAGAGGCCUUAUGUAUAAAAACUGUGCACUAUUAUAUGUUGCAGAAGAAAUAAGUAACUGCCAAUUAUUGUAGCUUCACCACAAAACUGUUUGGCUGUACAACAUAUGUAUUUGGUUUGCAGAAUCAAUUUAUUUCGGCGAAAUUGCCGUUUAAUAAUUAAAUUUAAUAUUGUUAUGUUGAACUUGCAUUCAUGUCACAAUGAAAUUGAGUGUGAGUGCGUAUCGCGCGCACGCAUCAGCACACAAAAAAAUUCUUUCGAGCGGUUACCAUUCGCAACUCAACUACGGCAGCACAGGUGCGGCGGUUUCUUCUUCUGCUGUCUUACAAAUGGCGGACCCGGCCGAAAACGCAAUGUCAGUCUCCAAAGAUCGCCAUGGAAUCGAAUGCAAUAGUGACACAGAUAUCGUGAGCCCAUCUGGUACGAGUAGCUCCGAGCGGGAACGAACUGGCACUAUAAGAAAAACGCAACAACAUGGAAGUAUCAAUGAUAAUGAUAGUAAUGCUCAUUAUUCCGACUUUAAAAGUUCCACACAAAACAAAUCAGAUAUCAGCGAAAAAAAUUUGGACCUGGAUGCUGACUGGAAUCGAUCCAAUCAGCGAUGGAUGAAGCUCAGAACAACUGUCCAAAUAUCAUCAGCGAUACAGAAAAAGCCACCAUUAAAACGGGAGGACUCCUUUUUAAAGCGAUUCUCUACGCGGCAAAUUCCAGAAACUCAGGAAACGGUCGAAGACACUGGGUCGGAGAGCGCCUUUGGAGAAUCUAAUAAAAGUACAAAACGUCGGCGUCGAUUUUUGCAAAAGCGGCGAUCUGUUGUUAAUCCAGAUGAAAACUUUUAUUUCUAUUGGUUAAUGAUACUAACUGUUUCUGUUUUAUACAAUUUAUGGGCUCUUAUUGUGCGACAAAGUUUUCCUGAAUUGCAGCAAGCUGUUCCUAUUUUUUGGUUUGUUUGUGAUACACUCACGGAUGUUGUUUUCGUAUUCGAUAUAGUUGUCCAACUACGCACAGGAUAUCUCGAACAAGGACUGAUGGUUUACGAUGAUAAAAAAUUAGCACUUCAUUACAUUCAUUCUAGAGAUUUCUUCUUGGAUAUGAUAUCAUUGAUUCCCCUGGAUUUGAUACAACUCAAAAUCGGUGCAAAUCCUCUUCUACGGUUUUCAAGAUUUUUUAAGGUGUAUCGAUGUGUAAAAUUCUAUUACAUUGUUGAAAGUAGGACGGUUUGGCCAAACUUAUGGCGAGUUAUAAACUUAAUUCAUAUUCUUUUAAUUUUGGCGCAUUGGUUUGGGUGUUUUUAUUAUCUAUUAUCGGAAGCUGAAGGAUUUCAGGGAGACUGGGUAUAUCCUUACAGACCAGGAGAUUACGCGACAUUGACUAGGAAGUAUCUAGGUAGUCUUUAUUGGUCUACGCUUACUUUAACUACAAUUGGAGAUUUACCAACCCCCGAAACAAAUGCAGAACCAAAUUUUUCAGUGGACGGCCCAAGAUCUAUACCAAGACGUGGUAUACGAUCUAGAUUACUGCAAUUCGGUUCCAAUUAUGGGUAUAUUUUUACAAUUGUCAGCUAUCUUAUUGGAGUUUUCAUUUUUGCAACCAUUGUCGGUCAAGUUGGAAAUGUGAUAACUAAUCGUAAUGCUAACCGCCUGGAAUUCGAACGCUUGCUGGAUGGAGCUAAGACAUACAUGCGUCAUCAUAAGGUUCCAGGUGGAAUGAAAAGACGCGUGCUCCGUUGGUACGACUACAGCUGGUCUAGAGGACGUAUCCAAGGAGGAGGUGAUAUAAACACAGCUUUGGGUUUAUUGCCGGACAAGCUGAAAACAGAACUAGCGUUACAUGUUAACUUGAGUGUCUUAAAAAAAGUCACUAUAUUUCAAGAGUGCCAACCAGAAUUUUUACAUGAUUUGGUAUUGAAGAUGAAAGCAUAUAUAUUUACACCAGGAGACUCCAUUUGCCGUAAAGGUGAGGUAGCCAGAGAAAUGUUUAUAAUAGCUGAUGGUAUACUGGAAGUGCUCAGUGAAACCGGUAAAGUGCUAACGACAAUGAAGGCUGGCGACUUUUUCGGCGAAAUCGGAAUUCUGAACUUGGAUGGCCUUAAUAAGCGUACGGCUGAUGUACGCUCAGUUGGUUAUUCUGAAUUGUUUUCAUUGUCGAGAGAAGAUGUACUCGCCGCUAUGAAGGACUACCCGGAAGCACAAGAAAUUUUACAAACUCUUGGACGGAAGCGGCUUAUGGAAGUUCGAUGCGUAAAUAAGAAGUACGCGAAAGCACAAUGUAAUAAUGAGCAAUCGGAUCAUCCACAUGUAUAUAGCAAUAUUAAUCGAAGCGAUAGUAGCGAAAAUAGUGCCUCAAAAAAAAUUGUGUACAAAUUAAGAAAAGAUGUUAAAGGAAUCCGAAGUAUGCUUAAAAAGACAAGGACCCGAAGAAGUGAUGAAUCGUUAGAGAUGCAGCCGCUGCAAGACACUUUAAAUAAAGGCAAUAAAACAACUUUGAAGCGAAUGUCACAUGUACGUUCUGAAGAGAAGGAGGAAAAAAAAGAAGAAAAAACGCACCAAGACAAAACACCUAGUCCAAUUGGUGCCGGGCUACCGUUACUCCAAAGGCUGAGAUUACUCAAAGAAAAACAGGAUCGCGAAGAGAAAGCGGCAAAGGCAAUCACUCCUCAGAUAUCUCCCCCACAUGUUCAUAUUGCCAAUGCACUAUCGCCACAGGAAUCAAUCCAAGAAGAACCGGAGACUGAAGUAAACGAAGCACUUCCGCUAAUGCAAAGACUACAAAUGUUAAAGAAUAAACAGGAAACGAAAGCCAGUGACGUGAAGCUUACAGUUAAACCAACUUCAACUGUGUCUUUAAAGCAAAAAAUACAAAUGCUUAAUUUCGCUGGAGUGACAAAGACAGAUACUAUGGAUAAUAAGUCGAAAGACGAUAAAUUGGCCACUGAAGACCAAAAGCAGACUCCAAAAACACUUGACGUGCAGAAAUAUAUUAAACACGACCUAGGUGCAAUUAAUAAAUCGCCAAAGGCGGUAACAGGAAAGUCAUUGAAACUCAUAAAACCGUCCAUAAACACGUCAACAGAACGCUCAGAUAGUGAUAUGUCGAUUAAGCCAUGGUCCAAACUUAAGUUAGCGACGAUAAUGUCAACAAGUUCUAAUAAUUUAGCGAAAUCUUCACCAGGAGAUUCAGACGUUGAAGUAAAAACAUGUUCAUCAAAUGAAACACCCCAAACGCCUUCUCAAGGGACAGCUGUAUUUACAUCCACAACACCAUCGACAAAUACUUUACAUUCUGUAACUGCGACCACUCCAAAUACAAAGCCUACAGAGCAAAUAAAGAUUUUAGAAAAUGUACGGAAGCACUCGAAAAUUGUAGCGACAAAUCAUUCCAACGAAAGCAGAAAAUCGUAUCACUCUGUUUUUGAUUUAUCGCCCGAAUAUAGUGGAUUACCAUUUGUAAAGCGUCUAAAAAUACUGAACGAACGUCAGAAGUUAGAAGAACUUGAAAAAGCACUACAAAUGCGAAGUUUUAGCUUAGACAGUUCUAAAAUAACUAGCCAACUCGCAGUGCCAGAACCGUUGUAUCGAUGCUUCAGUGAUGUUUCUGAAAUGUACUCGCAAUUUUUUACAGCUUAUGAAUCAAGUUCAUCUAAUUCGACUAACACAUCUCUGUCAAAUAACAACAAUGAGAGGAAAGACAAAUAUAUACCGCCUGCCUAUUUACCUCUUAGUCCCGAACAAAAUGAAACUUCUGAACGCCGAAAGUUGAAGUGUAUUUUACAGAAACUCCGUCACAAUUCAGAAGAAUGUAAAAGUGCUUUUCAAAAUGAAAAUGAAGACUCGUGCGUGACGGAAAAGCCCAACAAGAAAUUACUAAGAGAACCGACAUUAGAAGGGUAUGUGGCUAGACAUAGUAUGCUAAUGAAAAGUAUAACGAUCAAACCAACUCUUUCUAGUCCACCCAACAGCGCUCACAGAUCUAAUGAAGAUGAACAGUAUGAAGCCUUGCGAACGACUAGUGGAGCCGAAGAUAAACACGUAAACAUCUCUCACGCGCCCAUAAUUUCCGCUUUUGGAUGGGAUAAAUGCCCUGAAAAUCGAGUAUCCAGUGGCACUCAUAUAAAAGCGGUCUCAAAACGACGAAAUACUAUUCAACUUAAUAACAAUGUGAUGCAAUAUGAUCCCUGUCCAUCUUACACUAAUCAACGUACAACAAAACGGUUCAAGACAAUUGGGGAUUCGUUGAGAACAGGAGAUAUCCUCAACGUGGAGGAGAAUUUCAAUCGUGUUUGGAGUGAAAUUAAUGAUGUAAUUAAGGAUCAGAUUACAGAAAUGCAUUUAAAAUUCGAAUUACAAUUUUCGGUAAUGGCCCGAGAAGUAAGAAAGCGCGAUGAAAUUAUUGCAAAUCUUCAGUCAAAAAUUAAAAAUAUCGAAUUAAAAACAUCCUCGCCACGAAGAAAAACUGAACUUACACGUGAUAAGCUUAGCAAAUUAUGGGUUGAUGCAGAUCUAGAGUCAGAGGACCAUGCCAGCUCCAGUUCAUCAGCAGAACUUCUUUUUAUGCGCGGAGACUCAUUGGAUACGGUUUUUAUGUCAUCUCCACCACAAGUUCAACGACACAGUUCUUCGUCGAUAUUUAAUAAUGUUUGCAAAGACUCUUCAGGACACAUUUCUUCACGAAGUUUGUACAAAAAUAAAUCGGAAGAGAAUAUUACAAUGGGCAAGCAACAAAAGAGAAAUUAUGUUGUUUCUGUGUCAGAUCUCACCGGAAACUUAAACAUGCAAGAUAGUGUAGUUCUAGACAUUGGUGAUAGUUCGAGCUCGAGUUCUUCUUCUGGCAAAUUGAAUGUUAAGUAUGAAGACAUAGAGCAAAAAAAUGUGAAAGACAAUGUAUUCGCACAUGUGCAUCACAACGAUUGGGAGGUAAAAAUGCUUGCUGCGGAGAUGGAUAAACAAGAGAGAAAACGUGCGAACUCCACUGAUUUUAAGUGUAGUAAUUCAAUUUUAAGAAGACGUCGAAAAUUUAGUGAUACUGAAGCAGAUAUUAGUGAAACAGAUCCCGAAAUUGAACCCUUCUCUUUACCCAGACCUAGAGCUUCAAGUUUAGACCAAUUCAAUUUAAGAUACGGCAUCGGAAAAGAGAUUUUUAAAGCAAUUAGUAUCGAUCGUGAUAAAAACAAACUUUGAAAUUUGCCAAUAUAUUAUCUAGGGUUACGUUAUACACACAUAUGUUCAUAAAAUACGAAAAGUUGGAAUGAAAAUGUGGAAGAUUACAAAAAAACAAAGAUGUCAUAAGCGCAAAAAGUCGACAAAUGUUGUCAAAAUAUAGAUUCGAAAAUGUUGGCAAUGUAACAUACAUAGAUAUUGUACAAUAUAUUUGUGCGAACAAGUGAAUCUAUUUUGUAUACUUUUUAUCUGAGUAUUGCAAUUCCCUUUGAUUAUUAUUUUUUACUGAACACCAACACCAAACUUCCCGUAUAAUCUUUUAACAGCAACCAUAUUUUUAAUUUUAUCUAUUUUAUCACACAAUGAAAUGAUUAUAGUUACCCCUUUCUGUUUAAAAAUAUCAUCUGCGACUUCUUUCAACUUGUAUAAGAGGGUCAGUGACUUGUAAACCUAUUAUUAUGCACCAAAGUCUGAAAAUAUUGACUCAGAGCAAGUGAAUAUCUGAACAGUUUUAACCCUAGAUAAUAAUAUUGUAAUCCCCACAUAUAAGUUUAAGAUUAUCUCAGGAACAUAAAUUUCUUUAAAAAAUAAUCUCUUUUUAAACUUGAAAACCCUUAAAUGCCUGUAAUUUAACAAAUUUUAUAUUUCUCAUAUUAAAAGAAAAGUAUCCAUACAAAGAUACAUGUGUCAUAAAAGCGUAAACCUCACUGAGAAAUAAUGCAUUGAUAUUUUUCAGCCAAUACAUAAAAAAUUAAAUAAAUGCAGGCAAGCAUUUUUUGAGACAUAGCGUAUGCUUUAGUCUUCAAUUAUUUUUAUAAUACGAGUACCAAAGCAAAUUCUAAAUCUGUCGUCACAAUCACAAGACGUUAUAUCUCUUAAUGACACAUAAUUCUAGUAUACAUAUAUAAAACAUUAUUAAAUGAUGUUUAAAUUGUUUGAUUAUUUAAUCAAUUUUAUUCCAAGAUGUUUUUCAAUACUAUAAAAGUACCCUAAAUAAGGCCAAUAUGGGACUUUACCCAAAGCUCAAAGUUUCAAAAUAUCGUACUUCUACCUAUUUUAAUUUAUGUUGGAAACUUUUGUCCGUAUUUAAGUAUGGUACCAAGUAUGCUUUUAACACCUUCAGAAUAUUUUGAAAUUAAAUUUUAAUAAUAUUAACACUCUUAUUACGAAAUGCUGGUAGAUUAUAAGAAAUAUACAAGGUCUGUCGCAAAAGAAACAGAACUUUUUAAAUAUAACUGUUUCUGGUGGCGCCACCUAUUGGUAUGAUGGGUAUAUGAAAUAAAAAGUUUGAUCUCUUGUUGACAUUUCGUAAAAAUUUUGAGACAAUUGGAUAACUACAAUCGAUGUUAUCGAUCAAAAAGUGACAGCAGUUUUUGGUCAUCGGUCGUAAAAUGUAUUUUGAACAAAGAGCAAAUAUUAAAUUUUGUUUUAAACUUGGGAAAACGUUUACUAAAACAUUUCAAAUGAUGAAAAAAGUUUAUGAUGAUCAGUGCCUAUCCCGUAGUAAUGUGCAUGACUGGUUUAAGCGAUUCCAAAAAGGUCGUGAGGACCUCUGAGACGAUCAGAAAUCGGUCGUCUUCACAAGUCAAAAAUAAAGACAAUGCUGAUUUGUUUUUACGAUUCCGAGGGUAUUGUACACCGAGAGUUCGUCCCACCUAGCCAAACGAUUAAUGCUGUGUUUUACCUUGGUGUUAUUAAGCGUCUUUUGUCACGCAUUCGUCGUGCUCGACCACAAUACCGUGAGGCAGGGCCCUGGCGCCUGUUGCACAAUAAUGCGCCGUGUCAUCGGUCGACGCUUGUCACUGAUUUUUUGACAAAAAACUCCAUAUUAACCAUUACUCACUCAGCCUACUCACCUGAUCUGGCACCCUGUGAUUUUUACUUAUUUGGAAAACUUCAUUUGUCCAUGAAAGGACACUGGUUUCACGACAUUUCAGCUAUCCAAAAGGCGACGACCGAUAUUCUCAAGAGCAUUCCGAAAAAAGACCUUAAACACUCAUUUGAAAUGCUAAUUGACCGGGCUAAACGCUGUAUCGAAGCACAAGGAAACUAAUUUGAAUAAAAAAAUAUAACUUUUGAAAAAUAUUAAUUUUUUGUUGUUUUUUUUUAACAGUCCUGUUUCUUUUGCGACAGACCUUGUAUAUAUUAUGCAAAUAACAACCCUAAGUUUUGGGAAGAGUUGGUGAAAAUAUUUGGCAACAUUGCUCAAAUUUUAAGCAGACAUCGUAAAAAGAACGUAAGGAAACGAAAAACAAUGACAUUUGUUGCAAUUUAAAAUUGUAGUUGUUUUCCGCAGAAUUGUAUGCAUUUUUAAAUUUGUUGUGAAAUUACUAAAUUUCCAUGAAUUUUGUCAAUUUUUCAUGUUGAUAAUGUUGAUAUUUUAAGGAAUCCGAAAUUUUUUAACUAUCAGUUUAUAUUAAUGCAACAUUUAAGUAUAAUUGUUACAAUUAUAAAAUUAUUUUAACGAUAAUAAUGCUUUCAUAAAUUUAAAUAAUAAAAAUAUUACACUAUAAAAAAGGGCGAAAGUAAAAAUUUCAGAUAGUGUUUAAAGAGCAGCCACCAAUUUGGUAAAUUAUUCAGUUAGAAAGUUAGUUCGUAAAUAAGUAAAAAGUAAAGUACGCAUUUCUUUUAGAUAUACAACGUAUUCAAACUUUAAAAUUCGCAAAAUAAUGUAAACAAAUUCUUGAGCAGUUGCUGGAUUUCGAUACGUCUACUUACUACAAUAAAGAUUUAUUAUAGUGAAAUUAAUAAUCAGCUAACUUAAAGAGAAAAUUCAGAACCGAGGUCCGAAAAUCCAAGUGGCAAAAGUUAAAUGUAUAUUUGUGAAUGAUUUGAGUAAAAAGUGAAAUAGUACAUAAUGCCUUAUCCGACAUUACCAUUUUUUUAUACAAUUAAUUUACAUACAGACAGAUAUAAUACAAUUAUUUAAUAAAUUAACAGUUUAGAACGAGAACCAUGAAACUAAAAGUUAACAUAAGUACAAUACAAUAUAAUUAAUCAGAAGGUCACAAGUCGUGCUAUUUACGGCGUUCUUUUCUCAUUGCAAUUUUUUGUAAAAGAGAGCUUUGUAGCAAAGUAUAUUGAAAUAAUAUUUGAAUAAUUUUGGACUAACUAAUUGGUGGUACAUCACAUUCAAAGGUUAAAUUUUUCAACAGUCCUUUUGGAUAGUAAUCCAAAGAUAUAGAACGACUUGUGAACUUCAUAAAUAUGUUACACACGUAAUUGCACCUUCGACCACACUCAUAAUUACUGUUUUUUUUUCUAUAUAUAUGUAUAUAUAUUCUAACUAUUUUCUAUAUAUUUAGUUUUGCCAGAAUUUGAAAAACUAAUUUAAAAAAAUUAGGAUGUUUUUUUAUAUUAUUUUAUAAUUGUACCUAGUAUAUAAAAAUAAAAUACGAACAACAGUUCUUGUCUAAUUAAUUAGAAGAAAUACUUAAAAUCUAAAUGUUAAGAAAUACAUUUGCUGCUACUGUUAUCUUACUAGCUCAGAAGGCUUCUUAUGUUUCAACCGGAUUUCUCGCCCAGCAGUUUCGAUGAGUCUGUAGGCUUCCUCAUUAACGUGCUGUCGAAGUUUCGGUUUGUGAGACUUUGCAAUUUUGGAGAUUUCAUUUGCCACUGAAUUCACGCCUAGAUCACGGUGCAGGUUAGCAGAUUUAGCGUACUAAAGGGCAUUAACUAAAGUCCUUAGUACCUUACUUUGAAAGCGCUGAAUGCUCGCAAUACAGCUUUGGCUUGAGCAACCCCAUAGUUGGGCUCCGUAGGCCCAAACUGGCUUUAGAACUUGAUAAUAUACUAACUGUUUUGAAUUGAUAGAGUGGAUUUCCUGCCAACUAGGUGGUAAAGUUUAGCAAAUUUCAUAUUAAGCUCGCAGCUUUUUUUGACAUGCUCUUUCCAGCGUAGCUUAGCAGGUGAUACCUAGGUACUUAGCACUGUUAUGAUGUGGAAUAGGAAUAUUAUUUAUAUAAAUCGGACAAUAUGUCGGAUUAUUAGAAUGUUCGUUGGAGAAGGUUCAUACAAUUCUAAUCGUUGCACAAAUACAGUCUAAAAUAACAGAGAAAUUUUAAUUAUUAUAAUACUGUAGUCAACUAGUCUUAUUCUUAUGCUCUUCUCCAAUAUUAAAGCGCUAAAAAGUGCAAAUGAAGGAAAUAUAAAAACUCUCACAGUUAACCUGUCUCUAAAUAUUUACAGAAAAUAACCGAAGACCUGCAAUUCUAUGAAAUUUAGAGCAUAGAACCUUGCUAUAGAAUUAGAAAAAUUAAAGUUACCUAGAUGAAAAAUUAUAACGUUUUUUUAUUCUGAGGUCCAGCAUUAUUCAGCUUAUACGAAUUUGUCGUAAGAAUAUUUCUUCAAGGUUUGGUACAAAAAUCUAUUAACAUACAUAUUUAUCAACGGUCACCAACAUAGUUUAUUUGCUACAAAAUCUUGCCUACAAAAAAGGGAUUUUUAAAAGAUUAUUUCCCUUAAUGUAAAAGCUAUGGAAGUAUUUUACGAAUAUCCUGUUGUUAAAGGAGAAACGAGUUGUAAGCCGUAUAUUUUACUUUACUUUACUUUGGGUAUAGACCUCAAACACAAAUAGUCAGUCGAAAAUAUUUCUUCUAUCUUACUUAAAUUUUUUCCUUUCAUUUUAAAAUACCCAGCAUAAGCCAAUAAAAUCAAAAUUAAGGACCCAAAGCAAAUUCUCAAACAAAAAAGUAAAAUCUAAGUUGUGUAAUCUAUACAAAAGUAAAAUUGUAUCUAUUUUAUGUACUUCUUCACAUAAAUCUAAAAGGCAAUAGAAUAUUUCAUUUGAAGUUCUACGUAUAUAAUGUCAUCGCUUAACUAGUAGCUUUCUGGCAAGUUAGGUUAUGUACUUUAAUUGAAGCUCAAUGAAAUAUUUGUAUACAAGCAUUCAUACAUUUGUAUGUAAAUUUUUGAUUAUUAACAAAAAGCAAUGUAGUUACUUUUAGAUUUUAAUUAUGUAGUACAAAAUAAAUAAUUAUAUUAUUAAAUAAUAUAUUAGAAUUAGCGAAAUUUUUAGUAAGGAUGCCGAAUAAUUUACUACGCUUUUUGAUUACCUCUAUUUUGGAAUUAUACAUACAUACGUAUAUAUACAAAUAAUAUAUAUAUAUUACGCAAACGAAAAUAAAAAAUAUCAAAAAAUAUAAAAAAGUAUAUGAUUACUAGAUAUUAUAAAGCUGUUAGUGCCAAAUGAAAUUGGCAAAACUGGCUCUGCAUCAGAACCAAUAACCAUUGAGAUGCCAAUUAAAAAUAAUUACAUGACCUUAGUUUAAAGUACUUACAUAAGUUUAUGCAUAAAUACUAAUUACAUGUUUGCAUAAUAAAGUUAUCGUCAAGUGAGCCAAAUUUAUUGUAUUUAUAAAAAUAUAUUUUAAUUAGAAAUCAGUAGGAAUUUGUAAGAUUUUAAUUAUUUACUGAAGUUAUACUGGAAUAGCGUUUAGUAUUCCAGUAAUACAUUACAUUGUAGAAGAAAAUAGUUACACGGAAAUAAAAUACUUUAGGAUAAUGUAUAUUAGAAUCCACCAGGAAUACCAAAUUACAAAAGAUAAACUUAAAUAUUAAUUACAAUCGGCGGAUGAAUUUGAAUACUAGAAAUUUAUUGUAACUAUUUAAUAUGUAAGAAUUAGUAAUGUAAAUACGAGUUACUUUAUUUUGUGAAGUAUUAUGAUGUAAAUAUAAAAACUAGGAUAUUGAAAACUGACAGCUUUAAUAACUUAUAGUAAAAUUAUGAAAACAUAUUCAAAACCAAUAUGCACAGUGUGUAAACCUUUACUUUCAGUAUUACAUAUUCACAAUAAAAUUUUCUAUAAAAUGUU